Molecule: messenger RNA, 528 nt
Organism: Procambarus clarkii (red swamp crayfish)
Lineage: Eukaryota; Metazoa; Arthropoda; Malacostraca; Decapoda; Cambaridae
Source: RefSeq, a predicted model, not a curated record
AUGGAGGAUACGGAACAUGGCGAGGAGCAUAUGGAGGAUACGGAACACGCGGAGGAGCAUAUGGAGGAUAUGGAACACGUCGAGGAGCAUAUGGAGGAUACGGAACAUGGCGAGGAGCAUAUGAAGGAUACGGAACAUGGCGAGGAGCAUAUGGAGGAUACGGAACACGCGGAGGAGCAUAUGGAGGAUAUGGAACACGGCGAGGAGCAUAUGGAGGAUACGGAACAUGGCGAGGAGCAUAUGAAGGAUACGGAACAUGGCGAGGAGCAUAUGGAGGAUACGGAACACGCGGAGGAGCAUAUGGAGGAUAUGGAACACGGCGAGGAGCAUAUGGAGGAUACGGUACAUGGCGAGGAGCAUAUGGAGGAUACGGAACAUGGCGAGGAGCAUAUGGAGGAUACGGAACAUGGCGAGGAGCAUAUGGAGGAUACGGAACAUGGCGAGGAGCAUAUGGAGGAUACGGAAGAUGGCGAGGAGCAUAUGGAGGACACGGAACACGAAGAGCACUUGCAGAAGACGGAACACUAA